CACAUUUUAGCUGUGAUUUUGAACUAAGUACAAUCAAUAAAAAUAAAAUGUUUCAACAAGUUUUUAAUUAUUACAAAAGUGAACAUAUUUUUUAUUAACAUUUUUCAAAAAAAAAUAUAAAAUUUUAAACUUAACAAUUAUAAAUUAUUUGUUAAUUUUUGUAUUUAUUUAUUUUUACUAACCAAACAAAAACGUGACAAAAUUUAGUCUGUGUUUAAUCUCGUUAUCUAAGUUCUAGUAUAAUAGCUUAAAUGUUGUGAAAUCGACUCAUUUAAUUCGGGACAUUAAUUUUAAAAUUAUACUGAAUAAUAUGGGUUUUGUUUUAACAGUUUUAAGUAUUUUUUUUGAUGAGUACAAUAUACCUUCGGAGCCAAUAAUAUUUAUUUUUGAAAUACUGUUAGUUAUAAUAUUCAGCAUUCCAAAAGUUAUCGGAGCAACAAUUUCAUAUGUUUAUUUUCCACCAGAACCAAAAAAUGUCGAAGGAAAAUUAAUUUUGAUUACAGGGACCGCCCGCGGAAACGGCCGUGAACUAGCCAUGCAAUUUCAUAGGUUGGGAGCUAAAAUUGUAUGCGUUGAUAAAGACGAAGUGGGCAAUAAUGAAACGGUCGAUAGGAUUAAGAUGGAAGGUGGACAAGCGGUGGGAUUUAAAGUGAAUAUUACUGACAAGGAGCAGAUAAUGAUGAUGCACGCGGCAGUGAGAGAUCAAAUGGGCCCGGUAGACAUUCUUGUUAACAAUGCCGCCGUGGUUGAGACGACAUUAUUUACUAAUCCGGAAGCUGACGACACUAUAUCGGAAAUAGUCAAUACAAAUUUACUAGGCACAAUUUGGGUAAUCAGGGAAAUACUUCCAUCGAUGUUGGAAAGGAACAGUGGCCAUAUCGUAACAAUAUCAUCAAUUACGUCAUUGAAAGGGAUGCCAUCAGUUUUUGCUUAUUCUGCGACAAAAUUUGCUCUAAAUGGUAUGAUGGAAAGUUUAACUAAUGAACUUAAAUUAAUAAAAUCAGAUGUAAUUACUACUACGGUUUGUCCAUAUUUUAUCGCAAACUGUCCAGACAAAUCUAAAGCUCGAAUAUUAAGACUUCCAGAAUUGCCAGUCGAGGACGCUUGCGCAUUGAUUAUCGAAGGAAUAUUACGCAAUGAACGAGUUUUUACGAUUCCUGAUUAUUACUUUUACUCAGUGCCAUUAGUAAAAUUUUUACCUGAAGAUUUGCAAGAUUUAAUUUGCGACGUUGUGUAUUCAAACAUCGAACCAACCCCGGACGAAGAAAAAAUAAUACAAAAAUAUACGAAAUUCGCAGAAAUGAAUAAACCACAGUACUCAAUGUUGGCACCAUGCUUGAAAAUGGGUAGUGUACCUGAUUAAUAAACAGAAAAAUACAAUUAUUAUUAUUUGAAUAUUUUGUUAAAUAAUAUAAUAUAUUAAUUUAAACUAGUAGGUAAAUGGAUGUUAAUUACAUUAAAAUUUGUACGUUUCGUCUUAUUAAUUUUAUGUUAAAAAUGUAUUUAUAUGAUAAUAAUAUUAUAUAUUACAGUAAUAUUAAAUAUAUAUAUAUAUAUAUAUUAUAUUUACCUACAAUAUUUUUUAUAUACAAUUUUUAAAGUAUAAAGCUAGAUACAAUU
Molecule: messenger RNA, 1620 nt
Organism: Aphis gossypii (cotton aphid)
Lineage: Eukaryota; Metazoa; Arthropoda; Insecta; Hemiptera; Aphididae
Product: 17-beta-hydroxysteroid dehydrogenase 13-like
Exons: 7
Coding region: 311-1363 (350 amino acids)
Cellular component (GO): lipid droplet
Molecular function (GO): oxidoreductase activity, acting on the CH-OH group of donors, NAD or NADP as acceptor
Source: RefSeq, a predicted model, not a curated record